Messenger RNA from Amphibalanus amphitrite, 2968 nucleotides. RefSeq names its product zinc finger protein 628-like. The coding region runs from base 163 to 2175 and encodes 670 amino acids. The transcript is spliced from 15 exons. Gene Ontology annotation, cellular component: nucleus. The record is from RefSeq and is a predicted model, not a curated record. Gene Ontology annotation, molecular function: DNA-binding transcription factor activity, RNA polymerase II-specific; RNA polymerase II transcription regulatory region sequence-specific DNA binding. Gene Ontology annotation, biological process: regulation of transcription by RNA polymerase II. Lineage: Eukaryota; Metazoa; Arthropoda; Thecostraca; Balanomorpha; Balanidae.
GUUUUUGUUUGUGAAUUUGUUGAUCUUGUUGGCGGACAUGUGCAUGGUUCCAACAUAGACGUUGUUGAAUUCAGAAGCAUGCUAGUUUUAUAAGGGCAUGAAGAGCCUUAUCAGCGUUUUGAAAAGAAAGCAGUGCUCAGUUAGAAGCAGACAGUUUCCAAAAUGUCAGGCAGUAAUAUGCACAGCCCAAAGGAUAUCCAGGUCCAAAUUAUGAGAGAGGACUGCAGCGGAGAAUUGUCUCCGCCAAGGUCUACGCUGGUUCGAAUGACUGUGGAAGUUGAUCUUGAUGUUCGUCUACCAUUGCCCAGAGGCGGUAAAUACCAAUACACGGUAAUAGAGGAAGAUGAGCACCCCGCCCCACUCUGGUUUCCUGAUAAGGAUUCUAAGAAGGUCGUAUCCAAGAAGGAGUGCAGACGUCACUACAUUGAGUUCCUCAAAUAUGGCGACUCGGGCACCAAAACGUGGAUCUGUGGAGUUUGUGGGCAGCGGAAUUCGCAACAGUUCUCCCUGAUGCGACACCUGAUGAUGGACCACCUGGGCAUGAGGGUGUACAAGUGUCAGCACUGCCCGAAGACCUUCAAAACUGCGGCGGUGCUGGCGCAGCACAGGAAGUCGGCCCACUCGGCGACCAAGGCGUACGUGUGUGACGUGUGUGAGAAGCAGUUCGGCCGGGUCUCCGUGCUGAUCCAGCACCGCCGCAUCCACUCGGACGUCAAGGAGCAUACCUGCCACUGCGGCAAGGCCUUCCACCAGAAAGUGAACCUCACCAUGCACCAGCUGCGGCUACACCCGCCGGCCGCCUUGCGUACGCCCAAGCCAGUCCACUGUCCGCCCAAGCCGGCCAGCCGUCCGCCCAAGCCGGCCAACUGUCCGUCCAAGCCGGCCAGCCGUCCGUCCAAGCCGGCCAACGGUCCGCCCAAGCCGGCCAACCGUCCACCCAAGCCGGUCCGCGGCGGUUCGCAGCGGACUCUACAGUACAGCUGUGUGGUGUGCUCGGCGCAGUUCGAGUCUGUACCCGAGCUUCUCCAGCACAAACUCACGUGCCAACCGCUGCUGCAGUCACUGCGCACUACAGUUAAGGUGAAUCGAGAUACGGAGCAGAGGAUCGGCGCCGGGAAGGAGCGCAACAUGAACAACAAGCUGCUCAAUAAGAUUCAGGAUAUCGUGCACCAGCAGGAGCGGCUGCGUCGGCGUGAGACGGCGGCGCUGCCGCGGCUGGACCCGUGCCGACUCCGGCGGCUGUACGACCGGCCGGCGCCCAGCUCCUGUCCGCCGGCACAGCCGCGGCGCCCGGAGACUGCCCCCGAGACACAGCAGCAGACUGACGACACGCCGGCUGGGAAGAUAAUGGGCGUCCUGACGGCUCCGAUCCGGACUCAGUCGAUGCUGCUGGCCCGCCAGCGCGGCCUGCAGCCGUUCGUGGUGCUGCAGAGCGACACUGACGAGCCGACGCUGGCUAAGGUGCUUCCCGCUGCCAAUAAUCUGGAGCUUCUGGUGCCUGCUACCAUCGAGGACCUGUAUCAGAUGAGUCAGCAGCAGGACGGCGAUAGCGACAAGGUCGAUGUGACCGUGGUUGCCAUGGUGACCCAGAUCUAUGACGAGAACGGCGCUCCGCACGUGCGGGUGCAGCCGCCGAGCUCUGAGCGCGCCGGCGGCACGGUGCUGGCCACCUCGCAGGUCGACCUGGGACCGGCACGUGCGGCGUCCCCGCUAACGCUGCCUGCGUCACCCGACGCGGACGAUCCGCCGAGCCCUGCGGCGGUGGUGGACAGUCCCCAGCGGGACCAGCCGUCCCCAGUGGCCGACGACGGCGGUCCGAGCGGAACGGUCCUGUCCAUGCCAAGCGGCGCACAGCUCCUGCUGCUGGAUACCGCCGCCCCGGCGAGCCCGACCGGGGAGCCCGAAUCUCCAACGGGUCAGGAUACCGCCUCCCCAGCUGGCCUUAGUACCAUCUCUCCAGCGGGCGCUAGUGCCGCUUCCCCAGCGGUAGCUAGUACCUCCCCAGCGGACCUCGCGCCAGGGAGCGAAAGGAGCGAAAGGCAGCGGUCUCCUCGCCCGGCCCAGCAGCCGCCGGCCGAUGAAGGUGCUGAGGCGGUGACAGAGGAAGCCCCGACAGAGAGCCCCCUGCUCUUCUCUCUACUGGGUCGGGGACUGUGGUCCAGUUUGUCCGUCUGAUGCCGACCGGAGAGCUGGAGACGGUGUCGGCGGACGACGCGGCGCUGCUCUCCAGCCGACCCGGCACUUCCUAUCAGAUUCUGCCAGAAGGCCAGUCUCUGGGCCGUUCACCCUCGGCGGCGCGGGUCCCCGAGCCUACCGAGUCGCCGCAAUAGCGGUGGGCGGGCUCACAGGGGGAGGGGCGACUCCGACGGACACUGCUAUGUGACGGGCGCGGGGGGAGGAAGAGGGGGGGGGUAGGGGGCGGCCGUCGGCGGCCAGUCUCUCAGCCGAUGUGCUCUCAGGAGGUCGUGCUCGCUCCCGCACCGCUCCAGCCCGCCCACCGUCCAACGCCGAGCUCCAGCCAAAGUAAGCGGAUGCAGGGCAGAUAGCCGGCAGACGGAUAGCCGCUGGUAGGGACUUUGACGUACGACUGUUAGGGCGUGUUGGCUAACCAAAAGUCAGGGAUUCAUGUAUAUUAUGACGGUGAAGUAACGCCACCUGGUAUGAGGCAUAAUGGGGGUAACACGGGAGGGUGGUGCAGUGUAGACGGGCUUUCAGCUGGUGUUCCUACUCAGAAGCCUCCGUUCGGUUGGUGUUGUUGUUGGCUGCUCGGUGUUGGAGGUGAACGGCCUGUGUUUGGCAUUCGUUGUGGUGAUUCGCGACCUUCAGCUGUAAUUGAGUGCGCUCAUUCUCACUUUGGCCAUGUUAUGAAGUAGCUAUGUCUGCCAAUCUGGAGGAACACGGAAAUGUCAUUUUGUGCAGAAGUCUGUAUUCUGUUCAUGCAUGAAUAUAUUUAUAAUACGUUUCUCAA